Messenger RNA from Protopolystoma xenopodis, 228 nucleotides. NCBI's taxonomy places the organism in Eukaryota, Metazoa, Platyhelminthes, Monogenea, Polystomatidea, Polystomatidae. The record is from the annotation of a GenBank genome assembly.
AUGAAUUGUCUGCCUACCACGUCUGACCCUCGUUCUGUCCUUCUUUUGUCCAGUCGUUUAAAGACGGCUCUGCCUUCACGCAACAUCAAAGUCAACGGUGAGGUCAACGGCCGUCGGAGAGGACUUGGAGUCAGGGGUUGUGAAGCACCUUCUUCCCUCGGAAGAGGCUGUAUGUCGAGCGGGGCGGUGGAUCCAAGCGCAGCCAGACUGUCCGGUUUGAUGUGGUGA